Molecule: messenger RNA, 2121 nt
Organism: Syzygium oleosum
Lineage: Eukaryota; Viridiplantae; Streptophyta; Magnoliopsida; Myrtales; Myrtaceae
Product: NADP-dependent malic enzyme
Exons: 20
Coding region: 16-1890 (624 amino acids)
Biological process (GO): malate metabolic process; pyruvate metabolic process
Cellular component (GO): chloroplast
Molecular function (GO): malate dehydrogenase (decarboxylating) (NAD+) activity; NAD binding; malate dehydrogenase (decarboxylating) (NADP+) activity
Source: RefSeq, a predicted model, not a curated record
GUGGGGGAAAAGCAAAUGAUUUCACUGCGGGGGCGCCAUCUUCUGAGGCUCGUGUUCGGCUGCGGCGGAGGUUGGCGGAGGCGGAGAGCGGCGGAGAGCGCGGCGUCGUCGUCGGCGGCUGCCAUGGGCGGCGGAGGAGGUGAUUCGGCGGUGUCGGCGGGGUGUAACGGCAAGGCUGGGCCCGGUGGAGGCACGGGGGACGCUUAUGGCGAGGAUCGCGCCACGGAGGAUCAGCUUAUCACUCCCUGGACCGUCUCCGUCGCUAGCGGUUAUAAUUUGUUGCGGGAUCCACACCACAACAAAGGGUCAGCCUUCAACGAAAAAGAGAGAGAUGCUCAUUAUCUGCGCGGCCUUCUGCCCCCAGCUAUACUCAGCCAGGAGCUACAGGAGAAGAGACUUAUGCACACACUUCGCCAAUAUGAAGUUCCACUGCAGAGAUACAUGGCCUUGAUGGACCUUCAGGAAAGGAAUGAAAAGCUGUUUUACAAGCUUCUCAUUGACCAUGUUGAGGAGUUGCUCCCUGUGGUCUACACUCCAACAGUUGGUGAGGCUUGCCAGAAAUAUGGCAGCAUAUAUAGGCGCCCUCAGGGUCUCUUUAUCAGCUUAAAAGACAAGGGAAAGAUACUUGAGAUAUUGAAAAAUUGGCCUGAGAGGAACAUUCAAGUUAUUGUGGUGACUGAUGGCGAGCGUAUACUGGGUCUUGGUGAUCUUGGUUGCCAGGGUAUGGGGAUACCUGUGGGUAAAUUAUCUUUAUAUACAGCACUAGGAGGACUUCGUCCUUCAGCGUGCUUGCCUAUAACCAUUGAUGUUGGCACAAACAAUGAAGAGUUGUUGAAGGAUGAGUUCUAUAUCGGUCUCAGGCACAAAAGGGCAACCGGGCAGGAAUAUGCCGAACUUCUUGAUGAGUUCAUGUAUGCUGUUAAACAGAAUUAUGGAGAGAAAGUCCUCGUACAAUUUGAAGAUUUCGGAAACCAUAAUGCAUUUGAACUAUUGGCAAAGUACAGGCAUACACACCUUGCCUUCAAUGAUGAUAUACAGGGUACAGCCUCUGUGGUGCUUGCUGGACUUAUUUCUGCUCUUCGAGCGAUUGGUGGAAAGCUAGCAGAACAGAAGUUCUUAUUUCUGGGUGCAGGAGAGGCCGGAACUGGCAUCGCCGAGCUUAUCGCCCUAGAGAUGUCGAAACAGACAAAAGCUCCAGUUGUGGAGACACGCAAGAAGAUAUGGCUUGUGGACUCCAAGGGACUGAUUGUUAGAUCCCGUUUGGAGUCGCUUCAGCACUUUAAGAAGCCUUGGGCUCACGAGCAUGAACCUGUCAAAACCCUGUUAGACGCUGUCAAGGCGAUCAAGCCAACAGUGUUGAUAGGAUCAUCAGGCAUGGGCAAAACCUUCACCAAGGAAGUGGUCGAGGCCAUGGCUUCAUUGAAUGAGAAGCCUAUAAUUCUUGCUCUCUCAAACCCAACCUCCCAGUCUGAGUGUACAGCUGAAGAAGCUUACACAUGGACUCAGGGAAAAGCCAUCUUUGCCAGUGGAAGCCCAUUUGACCCAGUCAACUACAACGGCAAAACUUAUGUACCUGGACAGGCAAACAAUGCAUACAUAUUCCCUGGAUUUGGAUUGGGAUUGAUCAUAUCUGGCGCUAUCCGUGUGGACGAUGACAUGCUCUUGGCUGCCUCGGAAGCUUUGGCCGCACAAGCAACACCUGAAAAUUUCAAGAAGGGACUGAUCUAUCCCCCGUUCUCCAAUAUCAGAAAGAUAUCAGCCCGCAUCGCAGCAAGCGUCGCUGCCAAAGCAUAUGAACUAGGUUUGGCUUCCCAUCUUCCUCGUCCAGACGACCUUGUCAAAUACGCAGAAAGCUGCAUGUACAGCCCUGUAUACCGAAACUAUCGUUGAAGCUGACUGGGCUGAAAUUGCCGCAUCCCGCUUGAAGUUCACCGUUCACAUCCCAUCGAGAAUGACCUUAAUUGUGCCUUUUCUUAGUUUUUUUUUUUUUUCCCUUAUUGAGUUUAGUUAGUAUUUGUGUCUGUUGUAUUUUUUCAUCUCAGAAGCAUCAGUAAUAUUUGUACCCGGAACAAAUCCACAUCGAUACAGCAAUAUUCAAAUAAGCGAUGUUUAGGAUUGACA